Messenger RNA from Malus domestica (apple), 369 nucleotides. RefSeq names its product cysteine proteinase inhibitor 5-like. NCBI's taxonomy places the organism in Eukaryota, Viridiplantae, Streptophyta, Magnoliopsida, Rosales, Rosaceae. Gene Ontology annotation, molecular function: cysteine-type endopeptidase inhibitor activity. The record is from RefSeq and is a predicted model, not a curated record.
AUGCAUCCUCAUUGCUUCUUCCUCGCACUCUUUGCUCUACUGGUUUCUCUGGUAACCGCCACUACAACAAACAACGUUCCCGGUUCCUGGAACCCUAUAGACGGCAUCGAUUUAAACGCGACAGAGAUCGGAGAGUGGGCCGUUUCUGAGUACAACAAGAACGCCACAAACAAUUUAGUUUUUGAAAAACUGAUUUCGUCUGAGAUAACAUUUGUAUCAGGCACCUUAUAUUUGCUUGUUGUUGCGGCUAAGGACGAGUCUUUGCCUAAUCCCACCGGAAAUUACAGAGCUUCAGUACACGACAGGGAUGGAGCGCCGCGGGAAUUGAUAGCCUUUUUUAAGAUAGAGGCCGUAGAAAAUAAUAUUUAG